GUGUGUGGAAGGAUGCCCAGAGCUGGAAAGAGAGGGGUGGGGUGUGGCGCAGGAGGGAGAAAGGGUGGCGGUUGCAGGCCAAGCCCUAUCAGAAGGGGGUUGGGUAUGGAGGCCUGCAGGGAAUGGUACAUGGAGGGGGGCUACUCACUGCAUGUAUCGCUGCAGCCCCAGCAUGUUCAGGUUCAGCUCUCUAUCACCCUAGCUUGGUGGGGAGCUGUGCAGAGGAGCACAGUCUUGGUGCUAUGAGAGACAUAGAAGGGCCUUUUUCUUUGUUUCCCCUAGCCGGAGGGGGUGCAUGUGUCUACACUGGGGCUGAGCUGCUACCUCAGCUUUAGAUAGGCUGCCCCAGCCCAUCCUCAUGCUGCCCGAGGUGCCUCUUUUUGUACCCUCUCAUUUCUCUCUCAUCCCUGCUACCCCAGCUUUCUCCAUGCCACCCCACACAGUGAGCCGAGGCAGGAGUACCUACUAAACACGAAGGUAUUAUAGUUAAGAGAUGUGGCUCCCACAUACACCCACCUGAAUGGGAGCUCUUGUCUGUGCAAGCUACAGAAGCUGCUAGUUCUGAAGGCAGCAUUUCGUGACUGAAGUGUCAGAGACUGAUUGUUUGUAAAUCAAACAAAUCCUAAAAGGGGCAGUGUUCUCUUUAGAUGGCUCUGGGUCACUGUGGAGACACUUCUGUAGUCUAGUCUUACAAAAGAAGGAUUGUCACAAGGAAGACCUUGCAGUCUUAUAUCAGAAUGCUUUGAUGAUUGUAGUAUGUCCUGUUGUCAGAUUAAGAGGUGGAGGAGGUCCUAGGGUACCAAUAAGGUAUUUCUUUACCUUUUGCCAGGCAGAUUUCUGAAAUGAGGUGCCAAAUAUGUGUUGGCAAGGCUAACUGUCUGCGUCAAAUAUUAGCUCCACUGCUAUUUAGCUCAUGGUGAAACCCCACACUCACUUGCCUCUGCGUAUGAAUGGACUUAUCAAGGACAGGGGCCAUUUUCACUGGGAUCAGUGUGCAAGACUCAAUCUGGCACUUCAUGCCUCAAUCAGCUGGUGGGAUUACAGUUUGCCCCUUCGUUAAGCACAUUUUAUCAUUCAUUGAGAAUUGAAGCAUCAGUAGACUCUUGUUUAUCUACUCCUCCCCCUCUUCCUCCCCCCACCCCCCAAAUAAAAAGGUAGGAAGAAGCCCUAUUGAGAGGGUUAUAACAGCCCAUGGACAAGCUUUAAAAGUUCAGCACCAACAAAAAUGGCAGUCUAGUGGUGUUGCCAUCUGUAGGCUGGCUGAAGGCUGUUUCAGCCUCAAUUUUUGUAGCUUACAGAUCAUUUUGUGUUGAUCAAAGCAAAAGUGUGCUGAGCUCCAGGACAAGGAUGGUCUGAAUAACCACCACAUAGUGACUUUUGGAGGUGCAUUGAUAAUCUCUUAAAUGAGUUGCUUAGCUCUCCCAACUGGAGGAAAACUGCGACAGUUAGGAAGGGACUAGUCUUUCAUCAGCGCUGAGGGGGUUGUUUUUAUUCCUGAGCUUCAUAGGCUCUGGAAUAAUGUGUAUUUAACUAGAUUGACCUGAAAAAGAUCAGGGGGAAGGCUACAUGUUUGAAGCAUAAACUUAAAAGAAGCAAAACAAAUUCAUUGUUAAUUGUCUUGACGUGGUCAGAAUUAUUUUUCCCUCUUUCUAGAGUUUAUGUAAUGAUCGUAUCCCAAGACUAAGAGCCUCUACUGAUUUUUUUUCUUGUGUUUUAUGACUUGAUCUGACCUUGGAACAGUCAUUUUAUUUACCUUUCUACGGCAUAGUUUCCGCAAUGACUGAAGUCAUGUACAUUGUUUUAAGAAGUUAAUGUUUGUAAAGAAUUUUAGGUUUAUUGGAUGAAGAAGGAUACAUAAAUUGAAUUUUAUUUUAAAAGUGGCCAAAUAUCCCCUUCAGACUUUGUGAAUAAAACUGUCUCUUAGUCUCGGACUUUGCGCAAAGUUUUGUCCUGCAGUGAAUUUUGAUCACUAAGUUAUAAGCCUUGUAAAGCAGAGUUGCUCAUGGAAAUAAAAUAUUUUAGAACCUUAAUUAGAGCUGUGCCAUAUACAUAUUUUUUAAAGGAGUGUAAAUAUAUUUUCCUUUUACCUAGCACUUUGACAAAAGCUAUGAUGAAAAGUGCUUCUUAAGGUAGGUAUUUAUUAUUAGUUCCAGAUGAUAAAAUCAUAUAAGUACAAACUUCCUUUCUGUACAUUUGAAUAAAGUUGUUUCAUAUCUUUAAAAUCAACAAAAAAAAUUAACUGCUAUGUAAGUGUGAUCACACAAAAAUUCAGUGAGAAACAAAUGAAAUUCCUUAAGGGUUUUGUUUUUUUUUCUUCCACCCUUCCUCUUAUUACAAGGAUUUCAUACGUUUUGAAAAGCAGAGCACAUAGUUUAAUUUUUGACAGUUUCUCCCAGCACAGACCAAGGGCCCAAAGCUGAAAGAAAGCACACUUUUACAACUGUUAAUGCAUUUCAGAUAACAGUAGUGGAAGAUCUAGCUUUGUAAACAGAAACUGAAUUUUUAUGUCAUGCCUCAGUAUGGUCACUGAAAGGUUUUUAUUAGUUUUAAAACAGAAGAAGAAACCAAAAUAAAACCAUUUAAAAUAGUAUAGCCUUGAUUAGUUCACUUAAAUAAUUAAGGCUCAAUUGUGUUGCCUUUUUAAUAGUAAAACACUUCAACUGAACCACAGUUUAACCCUAAUUGAACAGGAAAUCAUCAGGUCAGGAAACAACUUCCAGAGCAGUCCAUGAAAAGAGGUUCUGACAAUAAAGGGGAAAAAAUGAAAUCCAAAUCCAUCAGAGUCAAGAAGUGAGCAAUCUCUGAUUUAAAGUUUGAGUGUAAGUGUAUAUAUACAGGAACGGCAGGAAGUAUGGCCCUAUGUCACGUCUAUUCUUGAUUCUGCCGCAGGUUCUCUGUGUGCUCUUGGGAGAGUCAACUUCUGUGUGUCUCAGUUUUCCCCCUUUGUGAAAUGGGGGAAAUCUAUGUGAGAGGAGAGUAAUGUAUGCAAAGCACUUUGAGAUCCUUGGAUGGAAGGCUGCUUAUAAAUGCCAGGACAAGUCUGCUGGGUUAGCAAGGUGGUAACAGCAUGUACGCUACUAAAUUUGAUACAGAGCCAGUCUUUAUUCUGGAGUGGUUGGUCUUGCAACAUCCAUACCCAAAAGAUUCUCUUGACUGACAAUCCUGACCUUGGCUGGCUGACCCUCCACCUCCCACUCCUUCACUUUGUUCUGGCUACUCUCACCCUGGCAGUGUCACUCACAAUGAGUAUAGACGAUGAUACCCAAUGGCUUGAGUGGGUAACGAAGCAGUUUGAAAGCAUUGCUGGGGAAGAUAAAGAAAUUGACUUGGAAGAAUUCAAAACUGCUCUGAAAGUGAAAGAGUCCUUCUUCGCGGAGAGGUUCUUUGCAUUGUUUGAUUCUGAUGGGAGUGGAACCAUUAGUUUAGAUGAGUUACUCAAAGCCUUGAACCUUCUCAUACAUGGAGAUGAAACAGACAAGCUAAGAUUCCUCUUCCAAGUUUACGACGUAGAUGGCAGUGGUUCCAUCGACCCGGAUGAACUGCGCACAGUCCUGAAAUCAUGUCUGAAGGAGAGCACAAUAUCCUUGCCAGAGGAGAAACUGGAUGACCUCACGCUGGCUCUUUUUGAGUCGGCCGACAAAGACAACAGUGGCUCCAUCACUUUUGAGGAACUCAAGGAGGAACUAGAAUGCUGUCCAGAGGUCAUGGAGAACUUAACCAUAAGUGCCGCCAACUGGCUAACGCCCCCGACCGCGGAACAGAAGAGCCACACGCCGCGCUACUUAACCCCAGCCUACUGGCACAACAACAGGAGGAAGCUGCUCUCCAUGGGCAGCUACCUGUGCCUGAAUACCCUGCUCUUCACCUGGGCCGCUCUGCGGCACACGCCCCGCGGGGGCUGGGUCAUGGUGGCGAAAGGCUGCGGGCAGUGUCUGAACUUCAACUGCACCUUCCUUGGGGUGCUCAUGCUGCGCCGUUGCCUGACGUGGUUGCGAGCUACCUGGGUUGCGAAAGUUUUCCCGCUAGACCAAAGCGUCCUCUUCCACCAGCUCGUGGGGUAUGUGGUGGGGGCUCUCACAGCAGUUCACACCGGAGCACAUGUGGGGAACUUUGUCAGGCUGACUCAGAUCCAGGAUCGCCCCGCGCUUUGGGAAUAUCUGUUCACCACUUGGCCCGGGAUUGGCUGGUUUCACGGGAGCGCCUCGCUCACUGGGAUUGCACUGCAGCUCCUCAUCUGCAUGAUGCUAGUGUGUUCCAGCACCUUCGUCCGGAAGAGCGGCCAUUUUGAGGUCUUCUACUGGACUCAUCUGUCCUACAUCUCCAUCUGGGCUUUGUUAAUCCUCCAUGGGCCUAAUUUCUGGAAAUGGUUUGUGGUUCCUGGAUUUCUGUUUGUGGUGGAGAAGACAAUUGGCAUUGCUGUGUCACGCAUGGGCGGGCUGUACGUUGUGGAAAUCAACCUCCUGCCAUCGAAGGUGACUCAUCUUGUGAUUAAGAGACCACAGUUUUUCCACUACAAGCCUGGAGACUACGUUUACCUGAAUAUCCCAGCGAUUGCGAAGUAUGAAUGGCAUCCUUUCACCAUUAGCAGCGCUCCCGAACAACAAGAUACCAUCUGGCUGCAUAUAAGAUCACAAGGACAAUGGACCAGCAGACUCUAUGAAUAUUUCAGGUGGCCUGAACCACUCAGCCAGGAGCCUAAACGGCUAAUGAGAAAUCUAAGAAAGCAGAGGUACCGCAAAUGGACCCAGGAGCAUCUUUUCCGCUCAUCUGGUUCGGAGGCAUCAGUAGCCACCAGUAAGGAUGAAACGGUUGAACUGACGUCUUACAAAGCCACCAGGUACCCUGACGGUGAACCUGCUGACAUCACCGUCACCAGAAGGGAUGAAGAAGAGAGCCCGCACGUCAGAGAAGUUUCUGCCAAGCUGAGUGAGAAUCACAGAGUUUGUAAUAUCAAGUGCUAUAUUGACGGUCCCUAUGGGACACCUACGCGAAGGAUCUUCACCUCGGAACAUGCUGUGCUGGUAGGCGCUGGGAUCGGGAUUACUCCCUUUGCCUCUAUCUUGCAAAGCAUCAUGUACAGGUAUCGCAUGAGAAAACAAAAUGAUCCCCGCUGUGGCUAUUCAUGGUCUGAGAGCCUCAAGGAUGACGAAAUGAAGCUUAGGAAGGUUGACUUCAUCUGGAUCAACCGAGACCAGAAGUCCUUUGAGUGGUUUGUCAGCCUGCUCACAAAGCUGGAAAUGGACCAGGCUGAUGAGGAACCAGAAGGCCGUUUUCUAGAGAUGCACCUGUACAUGACUUCAGCGCUCAGUAAGAACGAUAUGAAGGCUAUUGGUCUGCAGAUGGCUUUAGAUCUGCUGGCGAAGAAGGAAAAGAAAGACUCUAUCACAGGACUGAGGACCAGAACCCAACCAGGCCGCCCUGACUGGAGCAAGGUGUUCCACAGGAUGGCAGAGGAAAAUAAAGGGAAAGUCCAAGUCUUCUUCUGCGGGUCUCCGGCUCUUGCCAAGGUAGUCAAGGCUCACUGCGAACACUUCAACUUCAGAUUUUUCAAAGAAAAUUUUUAAUGAUCUCUUUCUGUCCAUCGCUGCCUUUCUCCGCAGCCCGGAGGGCUGUGUUUAGAAUCCACUUCCUGCAGGUGAUUUAAAGUGUAGCUUAGGUGUUUGCUUCUGUAAUUGCUGGCGCAUGCAUCAUACUUACAAGAGAGCUUUCUUUACCUUCCUCUCUGAUUGUAUGUGUGGGAAUAUACUGUGUUUGCCCAAAGCAUGGUCUAAACAUGCCCCAUAAAUAAAGCAUGCUUGUGUUCAGCUGAACCUGGUGUCUAGCACCUCCAGCUGAGUCCCAGUAGGAGCACAAAUAACACUUUGGCUUCUCUUUUGUGCAUGGUGUGCAACUCGGGUAGGAUGCCCCCGUCAUGAAGAAUAAAGCUCCCAUUUUGGGGAGGAAAUGUGGAAACUUUAAGGGGAGGGUGGAGCAGCACCAGUUCUAGGAGUUUACUGCCCCUUGGUAGCUAUGGACAGACCUUCAUAAAGGACCAGGGACAUAGGAGUUGCCAGAGUGGAUCAGCUCAGUUCUCCAUCCAGUCUGAUAUCCCACCUCAGGCAGUGGCCAGUGCCAGAUGCUUCAGAGGAAGGUGCAAGAAACCCCCAAGGGAGUAAUUAUGGAGUAACCUGCUCGCAGGGUAAGUGUCGUCCUGACUCCUGUCACUUAAAAGUUAGGCUGUACCCGGAUGCUUGAGAGUGUGUGCCCCUUCCAAACUAGUACCUGGGGGGUUAAAGCGUUAUAUUUUUAUUUAACUCAGGCUCAGAGUCUGGCUCUGUGGAGUCAAAAUAUUUACCAGCACCUGAAGUUCCGUAAAGCAACCUAGUGAGAUUGUCGGCUUACAGCAGAGAUGGGGCAAGCCAUAAAAUACACAUCCAGAGUCCAAGUGCCCCAAUUUGAGGAUUUUCAGUGCCAGGGUUUUGAUUCAGCCUGGGAACAAAAUUCAGAUCUUUAUCAGGGUUUGGCUUCUGAGCCCAUCCAAAGGUCAGGGGAGCUUGGGGUCCAGGGCUCGGGCCUAUCUCUAAAUACUAUCAGUUGGCUGAUAAGAAACAUUACAAGAAAAUAAACCCACUGGCCAGAUUCUCUGUAGUGGAGAGGGAUGGCCACAGGAAGCCUGGUUUACAGUCGACUGGCCCGGGCACAAGGCAGAGCUGCCCCUGUGCAAAGCUACCUUAUGCUAGCGGAGGAUCAGUCGUAGCAGAGCUCCGUCCCACCCCUUGACUGUCCGCAGCCCGCCACCCACACCCCGCAACAGAGCCACCCCUGCCAGAUUUAGUGCAGCAGAGCGUCCCCUGGGCAGGAGCAAUCUCUGCAGAGCGUUUCAGGCCGUGCUGAGACCCGUGUGCACAAAGUGGCCUUAGCAGACAGACAAGUGUGAAGAACAAACUUGCUCCGAGGAGCGCACGAUUCAGCCUGAGCGGGGGGCACAGAGAUGCAGCGCUGAUCUCGAGGGCUCGCUGUCGGCAGUUUAGGAAUGGGUUAAGUGCCUGAUGGAGUAAAUAAGCUUGUUUGUCUGUGUCCAAACUGACAUCAAAGCAUGAAUUAGAGUUUCUUCCACUCGGCUAGUUUAGAAUAUCAUAGCACAAAGCCUGGAAAUGCCAGUUCUUAGAGCCCAGACAGGCGUGAACUGACAAGCAGCUUGUUUGCUCUUAGGGCAGUUGGUUGCAGUUUUGUCAUCGCUCAGCUUGUUAGCCUUUUCCAACAGGACCAUGUCACUGCUUUACUCUUGGUUCCAUCUUGGCUAUGUCUCGGGGAGACAGCUCGAAUUUGGGGAGAUUUCUUUCCCAGGAAACACAGGGGUGCAGCCAAAGCCAGGAGAAAUGCAAGAGAAAAGGGAGACACAGAACCGUAAGGAGACUGAGGGAGCCAUUGGCGAACAAACCUAGCAAAAGCUGAAUGAGCCUCUUUCGUUCAGGAUUCUGGGUGGGGCUUGUAACAUUUUCAGCAGAAUAUUAAAUGCUCAAAACUCUUUGAGCACAAAGUGCUGGAUCAUCGUUAGUCAGUUUCACUUUGCGUGUGGGGUUGCAAACGGUUUGGUGGCUGAAAAGCUUGGCGCUUAAGCAACAUCAAAAAGUGGAUUUCCCCACAUGGUUGUGAAAGUGUCAGAAAGCUGCCACUUCGGGUUUCCACUCUGAACGCUCAUCUUGUGCCCCGCUGCCAAUCUCCGGUCUCGUCCCAUAACGUCCUCAGAGGUCUUUUACCAAGGGUGAAGCUCUGACUGCAGCCCAGGGCUGAGCACAGGACCUUGAAAUCCUGGGAACUUUAGGAAAGUCCAGCCCAAGAUUCAGCUGUGAACAUGGCAGCCAGAGCCCAUCUCUGUGUUUGGAGGAGCUGGUUGGGAAAUUAUUAUUGUUUUUUCCUAAGAAAAAUUUAGACCAAACCGUUUUUUUUCCCCAUUUCUGUUGAAAAUUUUCUUUUACUUUUUUUGGCUUUUGGUGAAAAACUGACAACCCAGAAUCUGAGAAAUUCCAGCUUUCGGUUACCACAAACCAAAAUGUUUUCAUUUUUUAGAGUUUGGGUGUGUCAACGAAAACCUACAAAUUUUCUAGCAAAAUGGACAUUUUCCCACAAAAUGGUCUGGUUCAUCAAACAGCCAUUUUCGGACAAAAACUUUAUUUUGAUGGAACAUUUUCAACCCUCUCUUGCAUUUUGGAUGUAGGCCCCCUUGAACGUUAGGAACACUUGACUUUGGGUCUCUCAGCCUCAGCUCAGAUUCAGACUCUGUCCUCGGAUUUCUGAUAGAGAGCACUGGAGACAGUAUUGUACUUGGUGUUCUUACAUGUUGGUCACGGCUCCCUGUCAUCGCUGUAAAAAUAGUGUUGUAAUGGGUCUUCUGUGAAUGAAAUCACAUAUUAAAAGAUGAGCCUGAUUCAUGGCAUUUAGACCCAGAAUCAGAGUC
Chelonia mydas (Green sea turtle) is the source of this 8437-nucleotide messenger RNA. RefSeq names its product NADPH oxidase 5 (gene NOX5). Gene Ontology annotation, molecular function: superoxide-generating NAD(P)H oxidase activity; calcium ion binding. The transcript has 19 exons. Gene Ontology annotation, biological process: superoxide anion generation; defense response. Lineage: Eukaryota; Metazoa; Chordata; Testudines; Cheloniidae. Gene Ontology annotation, cellular component: NADPH oxidase complex; plasma membrane. The record is from RefSeq and is a predicted model, not a curated record. The coding region runs from base 3027 to 5564 and encodes 845 amino acids.